GGGACAGGGCCGCCAGUGAUAAGCAAACCCGGUGUCCGAACCCUUGUCGUCGCCAGUCGAUCUCUUCGGUGCACACGAAGCCUGCGGUACGGCACACCAGCACCGGGUCUUCACGUGGAAGCACGCAGCGCCCAUCGCGACAGCCGAAAUGGACCAUCCGGAGAUGAAAGUUGUGGCUCUGUGGUCUCUGGUCCUGCUGCUCACGCUAAGCUCAGUCAGAACUGCCUCGUUUCAGAGUUCGGAGGUCGGCAACGAGCCCGAAGUGGGAGAAGUUUCGCUGGUUGAAAAGUUGGGUUGGGACGGCGGCUUGGACGGCGGUGACGACCUGGAGAUCGCGGCGGCAGCCGACGACGAGAAGCGCGCCUUCCACGCCAUGCGAGGCAAGAAGGACGAUCCUUCCCUGGACUGGGACGAGGCCGACAAGAGGGCCUUCCACGCCAUGCGCGGAAAGCGGCUCUUGGCCCCGGCCAGCGUGGACUCCUUCAUCGCCCAGCUGCGCCGAGCCGUGCUCCAGGGAAAACGGGGCUCGGGCUUCUUCGGCAUGCGGGGCAAGAGGAUGUCUCGCACUCCAGGCAAAGAACAUCCGAGGUCCACCUUUGUGGCGACUAGGGGGCGAAGGUCCGUUCUGUCCGAAGCUGAGUCCAGGCCGUACUACUAGAAGAUUCCCCAAGCCGUGUGCAGCUUCUAAGGAAGGAUGCAGCCGCAACUGGAACUCGGACGCCCUCACACCACGACAAAAAAUUAUAAAAGAAAAAAAUACAAAAAAAAAAAGUGACAUCAUGCGAAGCUGAAUCAGCCAGAAAGAGUAUAUAGCUACGGCAAGCUUGCCCGCCACCGCUGCCUCGCUUGACGCUGACGCCGAAGGCUGCCGCUAAAAUGCUUCGGUUGGUGUCUUUGGCAAUCCUCUAGCCUCAUCAAAAUCUAAGGUGUACCCUGUGUCGUCUAUAAUGAGUUUGACACGUUGUGUCAUUACUUGUUUCCUUCAGUCUUUUUUUCUGCCAUUUGUAAAGCAAGAAGGGACAUUUGGUACUGAGCUGUCCCUGUGGAACGAUCUUUUCUCUAGAGUCAUAGUUUUUAGCUUUGUACCUUCUUUCAACUUUCGCCGAAUAGAUAUAAUGAUUACUGAUGCAGAGUCAUCCUUCAGAAAAAAUAUGAGGGUCGGCUUCCUGCAAGCAAGGAGCAUGAAAUUAGCAGUGUCUCCGCGGGCUUUCAAUGUCAUUGCGCUUGCCUUGCACAAGCCUCAAACGAGAGCAAGUAGAUACAGCGUUUUCCAAUUGGCAGUUUACGGGAGCCUCAGCAGGCUAUCCCGGGCCUUUCUUUGAGGCCCAACACAGUAUUGUGCUAAAGCAAUCCUUAAGCAAGAGGGGUAUGCAAGAUAUCUGGGGGGUAGAUUGGCUCGAUCUCAGAAGUUUAUUUUGUUGGUGGUAAAGUGCAGUGAGCAAUCGAGUUCACGAAAAUAUGCAUAAAGAUAGGCAUCCCAACUAGCUAGCAAUAAAUGGGGAUAUAAGUUGCAUUUGAAAAAUUAAAGAUCCACUCAAAUUAGUUCUUCUGCUUCGGUGUCAAAAGACAUUGCGCGUAACGACGGCGAGAUUAUAAGGAGCUCGAAUACUUCAAAGCUUUGUUCCACAUUUUGAGUUCGUGCUGUAAGCGCAGGCUGCAUUCCACAAUAAAAUAGGAAUGUUGAACUUAAAGGAGUAAACUCGUUUGUAGCCCUUUUCUUUUUAAGUUUUAUUAUUCUUCCAACUUUUGUUCAAAUAGUUUUAAUGAAUAUCUUACUAACUUGUUUUUUGUUCAUAUGAAUGUUUAUAACUUUGUUCUUCAUUUCAUACUUGCAUAACCUUUGGCAUCGUUUAGGCAGUCAUAACUGCUAUUUCUAUAUUUAACUUGUUUCCUCGUUUAUUUGGGGACGUGAGCGUUAUAGCCAGUCAGUUUUGUAAUGCGUCAUUGAGUUAUACUUCUUCAACGUUAAGCAACACUCGACAUUGACUUGCGUCAUUAACAUUCCCUACGAACACAUCGUUACUUCUAGAGAAUUUUACGGCAGUCUCUACAAACUAGACAAGUACGCUUCUGACAAAUCACGUAGGAAUCCCAAGAUUCAACCGCGUGUGUUAACCCAGAGCUAAUUGUCGUUGUUUGUGCUACCCCAGUGUUUCCGAUACUCUGUUAGGCAGAACAUCUAGGCGCGGCUCCAAUUCAAUCUGAGCUUCAAGUGUAUACAUCAGUCACCACCUAAUCCUAAUUUAUUACAGUUUUAAAUCGAAGUGUUCGGCGCUCACUUUCGCCUGGACGACAACACUUAGUGCUCAAAUACUCUAGACCUGAGGUUAUUUUCACUAAAGUCGAUCGUUUGAUAAAAAGGUUCCGCAAAUUAUUUGUCUUUCUACUCUUUAUUGCAGUUUUUACUAUACUGACGAGCACUUUCGUAAAUUAGAGCUGUAGCCUCGGCACUCUUCGAAAUGCCCUUGUGUCCUCUUUCCCACAGCGCACGCGGAGACCUAUUUACUUGGACCCAGAGAUAAUGCUCAGCUAUAUGCACCGAGGCGUUUCGGUGGCCCCGUCUAAUGGCUCUUAUCUGUGACGUCACGACUAUAACUAUCCGCCACCAAGAACGGUUUCGGUAGUGUGCGUAGAAAGAAUGGUAGAAGCUUUGAGUCGACGAAUCGGCGCCACAAUCGACAGUCCGACAAUAAAGAUUUGAAUCCGUCGAUGAGAGCAGAAUUAGUCCUACUCGAGGCGUCAAAGUGAGGGUUUGGCCAAUCUUUCAAGGCUGGCCAUGGCGACGGAUUCGGUCGUACACGCCGCCAAUGAAGCCGACGCCGAAAAAACUGUUUUGACCUGAAAACAAAGUCUGCGAUGUGUUACUGAGCAUGACGUGAUGUAUAUGUGAAAUGGCAUGCCAUGUGUCACCUGACGCACAUUAUUUUCGAGAAAAAACAUACUUACGCCUUCAGCAUUUUCCGACCUCUCGUUAUAUAUACCAUUCCAACAUUCACCUUCUGCGGGCUACCGUCCUUGUCUAGUGAUUGCUUAACACGUUCUGGGCACGCGCAGUAGCUUUUCCUGCGGAAUAUUUUACGCUGCGCACGCGUCCCCUGCCCCGUGUUUCGGUAUAUUUCGCCCAGAUGAUAAUUUCCGGAAAGACGCAUAUGCCACAGUGAUUAGUUCUCCGAGUGCCCUAUGAGAAAAAAGGCUCGGUAAAACUUUUAAAGAGCGAAUGAUCGCCAUAUCGAAAUGUCAUUCACGACUAAUUAUCCUUGUGUUUAUUCAUAUUCAGCACCAUUCAACAAAUUUAACAAUGUAUACGGUCGUUUUUCUCUCUUUUUUUUCUUUUUCGUUAACCCGAUUAGCUAAUCAUGGCUGGCAAAAAUAUUAAAAAAAAAACGUCUCAUGAAUUCAGCCGACCAUGACUGUCCAUGUAAUAGAUAUGGCUUCGCGCUUGUCUUGAUGACCGUUCUUGGGGUAUUGUGAAGUCACUAUAAUCUACGAAAACAUAUAUCGCCCAGUGUAAAUGAGUUGUUUGAAAAAAAAGUGCGAUAAAUUUUACUAUUUAUAACAUAUAAGAAGUUUGUUCGGGUUUAUUCCGAGUUACGUCACUCUUAACAUUCCUGCCUCAGAAUGUCUAUGCCAUGUUUCAUGCAGACUUUCAUGCAGAACUGUCAAAGCUCCUGGAACGAACACGUGUCUCCAUCAAGCCUCUAAUUUUUGCGCGCUCUAGAGCAUAUAAAACGCGAGGUAGAGCCGUUCGUUUUCAAUGCGUAUAAACCGGAGUAUAAAUUUUAUUUAAGCCUUGUUUUCCAUUGUCUUUUGUUUGAGUAUCCCGCGACAUCCUCCAAUUAGUGUCAAAUAAAAUCAGGUCAGAAAUCAUAGGAUUUAAAAAUAUUUAUACCCAAAUCUCGGGGAAUUCAAUCUGAAUUCACUGUUGGGAAUUCACUUUGCGCCUACGGUGUUCACUCCUAAUUGCGCUCAAUGAAACAGUGAGUGACUUUAGCUAACGUGAAGCGUUCUUCGCUGUAUAAAUGUCUUUAAACGAGCGUCGACGAGGUUCAAAGCACUGUCAUUUUUAUUAUGUUCAUAGUUCGCACAGUCGCUACAACAACAGAAAGUGCGUAGUGUUAUAAUCUCCUGUAUGUUUUAUAUUAUUAGCACCCGUAGCUCCCACCUUGCAAAUGCGGUCUUGCACCGAAUCGAGUAGUAUGCAAAAAAAGCAAAGAAAAAGCUAAGUCCAGUGUCGUGUUGUCCGAGUCAUGAGCUCUCGAACAGUUGCAGUGUUGCGUGGCAUGUAUCGUGGUCUCGUUUCGAAACGGUGUCAAAGCAGUAACCCCAGCAAGAGGACCUGCGACGCAGAAGCAACAUAUCAGGCUGAGCACCCUGUCGAUUGCAGUGUACAGCAGAAUGAUUGAUGCCAAUCUUGUACAGCAGAAACUGAUGUGUAAAAAAAAAAAAAAGCACAUACCACUGUAGGGCUGUCAGUUCCCGUUCAUUGGUGUUCGUUUGUGUUAAUUUAGUCUUAAGUUGUCACAAUCUCGUUCGAAGGCUUUCAAUAAACGAUGUUCUAUUUUC
Molecule: messenger RNA, 4563 nt
Organism: Ixodes scapularis (black-legged tick)
Lineage: Eukaryota; Metazoa; Arthropoda; Arachnida; Ixodida; Ixodidae
Exons: 4
Coding region: 149-658 (169 amino acids)
Source: RefSeq, a predicted model, not a curated record